ACUCGGGCACACAGCCAAAAUGUCGUCACCUCCCUCACCACCACCACCAGCUGUGAUGGACCACAAGCUGGAGCCAGAGAAACGAGACGGAUUCGGACGCUGGACGGAUAUUCGGCAAGCCUCUCGCUAAAAGAGUAAUUACCCUUGAUAACGAGAAAUUAAGAAAAGCGUUUCCAGAGAUUCCGUUAUUUUACGAAUAGGGAGCCACAAGUUCGCACUACCAAGCACAUAUGGCCUUCACCGAAGGUUGUGCGCGCCGAGCCGACAUUCAACGAAAGCGGGUGAUUUACAUGCAGAUUUGAUGGCUGAUGUGGCCGAUGUGGCAGCCUGUCAGAUGCUACACUUAUGCAGAGAACUCCGCAUUGCUCGCGUCACAUAUGCGGUUUGACCUUUCCUUAGUCCGGCCCCAAGCUCGCGCUAAGUGACAAGUGGCUGAGUGACAUGGCGUGACACUUACACUCUUCAGCGGCGGCAUGCACGCCGAGAUGCCUGGCCCGGAUACGAGAUUGAAGGGAGGACGCCGCCAGCUUAGCACCGCGGGUACGGCGAGCAUCGCGCUUCGCUUCCCCAAGGUGCGAGUCGGUAUUUGACAUACUUUUCUUCCGUUUUUGGCUCGCCCUUCGUCGUACCUUAGGUUUUUCUUCCAUUUCUUGGCUGCGUUGGCGUAUCCCUGCGUCUGCUACCGGUUCCUGCGAAGUGACACAGCGAAGAGGGUUUCAGGAUGGCCGUCCUGACGCUCCUUACCGUGCUCUGCGCUCUAGCAUCCGUCUGCGCCCAGCCUGUGCCCCGCCCUGGCCCUGUGGCCGCGGGAGGGGGUGGCGGAGUGGCAGCGGGUGGGGGCCCCGGGGGAGCAGCAGCGGGAGGGGGAGGCGGAGCAACAACAGGGGGAGGGCCUGGUGGUGCUGGGGGGCCUUUUCCGCGAGUGGCGCAGCAGGGGCAGGGGGGAAGCCUUGGGGGAGGAGAGCUGGGGGACCUCUAUGCCCAUCUGGAAGCUGAGCUCAAAGGUCAGGGAAGUGGUUAUAUGGGAGGGGAUAUGAACAGUGACGAUGAUGAAGGGCAUUUGAGCGGUGAUGAUGCGGAAGGGCUCAUGCACAUCUACGCCUUCAGCAUUGACAACUCCACAUUCAACCUCCUCUAUGUGCUGACUGUGAAACAUCUUCCGGAACAAAGCCCUCCUACCAACGCCACCAUCACUGACAGCCAGAACAACACUGUGCUCUUCAUCCCCGCCACGUGGCGCGAAACGACUGGCCAGCCAGGGUUCAAGAUGGGAGGUGAUGACAUGAUGAAUUGCACUGGUGGGAUGUGUUACAGUUAUGCUGCUGCUGGCUACUGGCCCAGUGUGAAUCCAACACUUGUUGAUCUGGUAACCAGGAUUGUUGCCGAUCCUGAGUCGUACCGAGGGCAUGUGGCCUUGCCAUCGGGGGAAGAUGUGAGCGGAGAGUUUGAACUAGGCAUGUAGCUGUGCUUUGUUGCUUCUGCGCCUGGGUGCUGGAUCUGGAACAUGUUUCAUCAUUCCAUGGUGAAUGUAGACAUUGUGGAGGAACUCAUGGAUGUAACAAGAAUUGUAUCAUACUAUGAGUGUGUGUGUGUGUGUGAAGAUGGUAACAGAACU
This is a messenger RNA of Closterium sp. NIES-67, 1615 nucleotides long. The record is from the annotation of a GenBank genome assembly. Lineage: Eukaryota; Viridiplantae; Streptophyta; Zygnematophyceae; Desmidiales; Closteriaceae.